UACGUGGGCGAUGUCUCCUUAGCCAGUUCCAUCAAUUAUUGAUAGAUACCUCCGCACUUUACUGCCUUUAUAAUUUCCAGUCCUCCGUUGAAGACGACGACAAAGCUAAUCCGGACACCGCAUCCUCCAGUCCAUUUGGGUCGCCGGCCCUCGCUGAUUCCUUCUGGAUUUUCGGACAUCAAAAUUUUGUUGGAUGGCGUUUCCGUAAUUUCGGAUGCUGCCAGCAUAAAUUAAGAACCCUGCUUCCGCCACACUCUCCGCCUCAGUUCUCAGAACUCACGAAGAGCGUCAGAGCGAGCGAUAGACCAGGUGCCGAUGGGAAACGUGGAAACGGUGCGAACGUCUUCAUCUCGCCGUGAGGUUGGAUCGGGAAACCGCCUGAACAGCAUCGGUUGCAUGUCCGGCAUCUUCCAUUUCCUCUCCCGUCAACACAACCGAUCUCGCAGACGCAUCGCCUCCGGUAGCAACCCUAUUAAAAGGAAGGAGAACCCCGGCGCUCCGCCUCCGAGGAGACCGACGACGCCUCCGCCGCCGGAGGCCGCGGUCGAAGGCGCCAAGAAAAUGCGGCACUCCAGCGAGUCGCCGAGGAGUCCGGCGAUCCCGCAGGAGAUCAGGAGAAGAAAGCCGGCGCCCGCGUCGCCGGACAGCCCCCGUACCCCUCCGGCGCUGGUGGCGCGGCUAAUGGGUCUCAACGAGCCGCCGCCGCCGCCGCCGGCGGUGGCCGCGGACAAGCGGAGGGAGUUGCUGCGGGCGCUGGAGAAGUGCGACGAGGACCUCCAGGCGCUGACGCGGAUCAUCGAGGCGAUCCGAUCGGCGGAGACCCAGGCGGACGCGGUCGUCUCCACUCCCGGGAAGACGGCGGAGCGGCUGCUGGAGAUCGAGACAAGCGCCGGGGACGCGAAGAGCGAGUGUAACGGGGAGCAGCCGAGCCCCGUGUCGGUGCUUGACGCGAUAUCGUCGCCUCGGUAUCGGUCCCGGUCGCGGUCGCAACGUUCCCAAGAGGAUGACGAAGGAAGCCCGGCCGACGAAUCUCGGAUCGUGAAGCCCUCCCGCAUGGCCGUUUUUCAUGCGGGUAAGUCUAUUAAUGCGAUCAGUAGUACAGAAGAUGUCGACAAUCAUAAGAAGGCGCAGGAGGCCACACGACGCCGGAACAUAAUGGAGCCAAUGCCGAGCGGUCAGGCCACGGCGGAGGACUUUGGCGGUCGGCCGUCGUGGUGGCGAGCGGGGAGGAGGUGUGCUAGCCGGGCUAUGGAGGAGAGCGUGGAUGAGGUGUGGGAGGAGGGGGCGGAGAAAGAGAAGUGGGAGCUGGGUCGGGUGAGGGCUUGUUUGGAGUCUCACUUGCUGGGGGAGUUGGUGGAGGAGCUCGUAGUGGACCUCCUCGGCUUGUGUUGUAAGCUGUCGUCGUCGCCUAAUUGCCGGAAGAGGCUUCGCUUCUAGUUCUGGAAUUGUAGUUGGAUACUCGAUCGAUCGCAUGGAAGCUCUGUGGCCUGGGUUGGAAUUUAGUCACUCGUCCACUGAAAACUUUUGAACGAGAAACCAUGUAAUAAAAAACCAAACCAGUGCGUCCAAAUUGGCAUAACUUUAGCCUUUGUUCCCCCCAAAAACACUGAAAAAGAAGCGUCACUUUUGCUUUUUUGUACUGUAAUGAAUAGGGUGUGUAAGGACUGAUGUUGCAAUAAUCUUCAUUCUUCAGUGGAUGGGUUUGAGGCAA
Molecule: messenger RNA, 1711 nt
Organism: Zingiber officinale
Lineage: Eukaryota; Viridiplantae; Streptophyta; Magnoliopsida; Zingiberales; Zingiberaceae
Product: RUN and SH3 domain-containing protein 1-like
Exons: 4
Coding region: 316-1437 (373 amino acids)
Source: RefSeq, a predicted model, not a curated record